Molecule: messenger RNA, 2419 nt
Organism: Perca fluviatilis (European perch)
Lineage: Eukaryota; Metazoa; Chordata; Actinopteri; Perciformes; Percidae
Gene: ctnna1
Product: catenin (cadherin-associated protein), alpha 1
Exons: 15
Coding region: 5-2419 (804 amino acids)
Biological process (GO): cell migration; cell-cell adhesion
Cellular component (GO): actin cytoskeleton; catenin complex; adherens junction
Molecular function (GO): cadherin binding; beta-catenin binding; structural molecule activity
Source: RefSeq, a predicted model, not a curated record
GUCAAUGCGGCAGGCUUCUGGAGAAUUUGCAGAAGACCCCUGCUCAUCUGUGAAGAGGGGCAAUAUGGUUCGAGCUGCCAGAGCCCUCCUGUCGGCAGUCACACAUCUGCUGGUGCUGGCAGACAUGUCUGAUGUCUACAAACUUCUACUGCAGCUUAAACUGGUGGAGGAAAAUCUUGUGAAAGUGCGCAAUGCAGGAACAGAGCAGGACCUUGGGAUCCAGUAUAAGGCCUUGAAACCAGAGGUGGACAAGUUGAACAUGAUGGCUGCCAAGAGACAGCAGGAGCUGAAGGACGUCCACCACAAGGACCAAAUGGCUGCUGCUCGCGGGGUGCUACAGAGGAACAUCCCCAUGCUGUACACAGCGUCUCGUGCCUGCCUCCAGCACCCUGACGUGGCAGCCUAUAAGGCUAACCGUGACCUGAUCUACAAGCAGCUGCAGCAUGCAGUCUCCGGCAUCUCCAACGCCGCUCAGGCCACUGCCACGGAGGACUCAGCUCUCAGUCAGCCAGCAGGGGGUGGAGAGCUUGCCUAUGCCCUCAACAAUUUUGAUAAACAAAUCAUUGUGGACCCGUUGGCGUUUAGUGAGGAGCGCUUCCGUCCUUCCCUGGAGGAGCGUCUUGAGAGCAUUAUCAGUGGUGCUGCCCUCAUGGCCGACUCUUCUUGCACACGUGAUGACCGCAGGGAGCGCAUUGUGGCAGAAUGCAAUUCUGUGCGCCAGGCUCUUCAGGACCUUCUGUCGGAGUAUAUGGGCAAUGCUGGAAGGAAGGACAGGAGUGAUGCUCUGAACACAGCCAUCGACAGGAUGACGAAGAAGACCAGAGACCUUCGCAGACAGCUGCGUAAAGCUGUGAUGGACCAUGUCUCUGACUCUUUCCUGGAGACCAAUGUUCCUCUCCUGGUCUUGAUUGAAGCUGCCAAGAAUGGCAACGAGAAAGAAGUCAAGGAAUAUGCACAGGUGUUCCGUGAGCACGCCAACAAGCUUAUCGAGGUGGCCAACCUGGCAUGUUCCAUCUCCAACAAUGAAGAGGGAGUGAAGCUGGUCCGCAUGGCGGCAUCUCAACUGGAAACUCUUUGCCCCCAGGUGAUUAAUGCAGCGUUAGCCCUUGCUGCCAAACCCAACAGUAAGGUGGCCCAGGACAAUAUGGAUUUGUUCAAGGAGCAGUGGGAGAAGCAGGUCCGCAUCCUCACCGAUGCCGUUGAUGACAUAACAUCCAUUGAUGACUUCCUUUGUGUGUCUGAGAACCACAUCCUGGAGGAUGUGAAUAAGUGUGUCAUCGCUCUGCAGGAGAAAGAUGUUGAUGGUUUGGAUCGCACUGCUGGGGCUAUUCGAGGCCGUGCUGCCAGAGUCGUCCAUGUGGUCACCUCUGAAAUGGACAAUUAUGAACCUGGAAUCUACACAGAGAAAGUCUUGGAGGCCACCAAGCUCCUCACUGACACAGUCAUGCCACGGUUCACAGAGCAAGUUGAGUCUGCAGUGGAGGCCUUGAGUGCCAACCCCUCACUACCUGUGGAUGAGAAUGAGUUCAUUGACGCAUCCCGUCUUGUAUAUGAUGGCAUUCGCGACAUUCGCAAGGCUGUCCUCAUGAUCAGAACUCCAGAGGAGUUGGACGACUCUGACUUUGAGACUGAAGACUUUGAUGUUCGCAGCAGGACCAGCGUGCAGACAGAGGAUGACCAGCUUAUUGCCGGCCAGAGUGCACGGGCUAUCAUGGCCCAGUUGCCCCAGGAGCAGAAGGCGAAGAUUGCUGAACAGGUGGCUAGCUUUCAGGAAGAGAAGAGCAAGCUGGAUGCUGAGGUAUCCAAGUGGGAUGACAGCGGCAAUGACAUCAUUGUGUUGGCUAAGCAGAUGUGCAUGAUCAUGAUGGAGAUGACAGACUUCACCAGGGGCAAAGGGCCACUGAAGAAUACGUCUGAUGUCAUCAGCGCUGCCAAGAAAAUUGCAGAGGCAGGAUCACGAAUGGACAAGCUGGGCCGCACCAUCGCUGACAACUGCCCUGACUCUACCUGUAAGCAGGACCUGCUCGCCUACCUGCAGCGUAUUGCCUUGUAUUGCCACCAGCUCAACAUCUGCAGCAAAGUCAAGGCCGAGGUGCAGAACCUGGGAGGAGAGCUGGUUGUCUCUGGGUUGGACAGCGCCAUGUCCCUUAUUCAGGCUGCAAAGAACCUGAUGAACACAGUGGUGUCCACCGUCAAGGCCUCCUACGUUGCGUCUACUAAGUACCAGAAGAGCAAAAACAUGGAGUCCCUUAACAUGCCAGCUAUCUCGUGGAGGAUGAAAGCGCCUGAGAAGAAGCCUCUGGUGAAGAGAGAGAAGCAGGAUGACGGCCAGACCAACCGGGUCAAGAGAUCCUCUCAGAAGAAGCACAUCAACCCUGUGCAGGCUCUGAGCGAGUUUAAAGCCAUGGAUAGCAUCUAG